Molecule: messenger RNA, 4103 nt
Organism: Diospyros lotus (date-plum)
Lineage: Eukaryota; Viridiplantae; Streptophyta; Magnoliopsida; Ericales; Ebenaceae
Product: transcription factor LHW
Exons: 10
Coding region: 649-3555 (968 amino acids)
Biological process (GO): regulation of DNA-templated transcription
Molecular function (GO): DNA-binding transcription factor activity; protein dimerization activity
Source: RefSeq, a predicted model, not a curated record
CUAACUCAUUCUUCCUGAUAAAAGGGUCUGGCGGGCGCACUUUAGCCUAGUCGCCUUCUCUCUCUCUCUCUCUGUGCAUCUCAGAGCAUCCAGAGCAAGCACGAACGGAGGAGAGAACCACUGAAGAAGACAACAACAGCCUCACCAACCAAACCUUUCCUUUUCAGACCGAGACACUCAUCCACCCGGAGAUUCCCGCAAUACCCACAAGUUCCUCCAAUCCAUCUCCCAUAUUCUCCCAAUUUUGGGGGUUUAAUUUCCAUAUUUGAGCUGAAAAUGGAGAAACACACUGCCCACUACAAGUUCAACGCUUGUGGCAUAGUGUAACUUUUAUUUCACUCUCUCUCUCUUUUUGUCUCUCGCUUUCUCUCUCUCUCUCUCUCUAUUUUUAUCAAGCUGAAUGGGUUGCCGGAGAAUGAUCGCCGGAGAUUUAGACCCAGAAAGGAAGAGGAGCGGCGGGCUGAGGACCAAACAGGCCGGACGCGGGUCUUGCCGUGGAAGUUAGCCUCCGGAGCCAGUCGCCGUAAAGAAAUGCACUGAAGCAUUGACUUUUUCACUCUCUUUGCCUCUCUUUAUAUCUCGAACUUUGUGGGUUGUCUUCUACUCUUCUUUUCUUGGUUGGUUGACUGUUAUAUUCAAGUUUGAGCUAUGGGCUACCUUUUGAAAGAAGUUUUGAAGACUCUAUGUGGAGUUAAUCAGUGGUCUUAUGCCGUUUUCUGGAAGAUCGGUUACCAAAACCCGGAGCUUCUGAUCUGGGAAGAAUGCUACUACGAAUCUAUUCCAUCUCCUACUCUUCCGCCUAUUGCUGCAAUUGGGAGCUCAGGACUGGUUUUGGAAGAGUGGGAAGCAUCCUGCGUCUCUGCCGAACAUCGGAAUCUCCUAGCCAUAGCUCGACCAGAUGUUCUAGUCCCAUCACUAGUAGACAAAAUGAUGAUGUGUAGCCCGAUUAAAGUUGUGGGACAGGGGCUAGUUGGACGUGCUGCAUUUACUGGUAAAUAUUUGUGGGUCCUUUCCGAGAACUAUGCUAGAGAAGCCUACCCACCAGAGGUUCAAAAUGAGGUCUGCCAGCAAUUUUCAGCUGGUAUAAAGACUGUUGCAAUUAUUCCCAUCCUCAGUCAUGGUGUGGUUCAAUUUGGUUCAUCAUUGGCUAUUAUGGAGAAUGUAGCAUUUGUGAACACCGUGAAGAGUUUAAUGCUUCAACUUGGAUGUGUUCCUGGUGCUUUAUUAUCUGACAACUACACAGCAAAAGAACAUCCUCCCAUGAUUGGUGCAGCCGUCUUUCCUGAAAAAUCUAUUUCUGCUGAUCCAUCUGGGAAUUAUAAGGUGAAAGACUCUGUUCCAUCUCUUGCUGACGGCUCUUAUAGGUGCUACCAACAAAGUAUCCCAUCUCAGGCUGUGGGAUCGCACUUUACAUUUAAACAGAUAGAGAAUAACCUUCAUGGCAAUUCUUCAACAUUUCAAACUCCAAACCUGACCCAGAAUAUAGCUAGAUCAUCACUAAAUGGCCCCUGCCUGCCAAACAUAAUCCCAGGAACAAAACCAGGCCGCCUUCUCAGUAACCUGCUAGAAAUCGAAGAAACAAGAGCUGAAGUCAUUUCUUUGAACCCACACACACAUCUGAGUCAGCAAGAAUCUCUCUACAAUCAUAGAUCUAAAUUUGGUGAACAACCUCCUGUUGGUCCAUCAUCUACAAAUUAUAGCAAUUCAAGAAUAAAUGAUGCCCAGAGAUUGCCAAAUGCUGUCCUACAGGAGCGUGCUAACAAUUAUUUAAGCAAUUCCUGUGGCAUUAGAAUGUCUCAGCAGCUUAGUGCAAAUGGAAACCAAAGUUCUAGUGCAGGACAGUUGCAGACUGGAGGUAGUGAUCCAAGAUCAAGUCCAAACCUGUGUUCUCUUCUAAAUGUGCACAAAUCAGCAGGCAUCGAUGUCUCUUGCACACGUCUUCCUGGGAUUGGGAUAAAUGCUGGUCCAUCAGAAACCGAGGUGUCUACAUCUAAGCCCAUGGAUCAUUUGACACUCAAUCACUUGCUUUUGCAGAGUUCUGGUUUCAGGCGUCAUUCUCAUAAUGAUGAGGGUUCACAAACUGAGUUGCCGCAGAGAAAUGGAACAAUAGAAAACAAUUUAUUUCAAGCCCUUAACAUACCGUCAGCCCCUCUGGAUGAGCAAAUGAGUUUGAGUGAGAAAUUUUAUGGCCUUGAUUAUAAUAACCAAAAGCCUGAAUAUGGAAACGAGAGUUCAAGAUCAAAAAGUGCUACAAAUGAGAAUGAUUAUGCCCAACCUCCAUCAGGGGAUGACUUGUUUGAUAUUCUGGGUAUGGAUUUUAAGAAAAAAGUAUUUAGUGACAGCUGGAAUAAUUUUUACAACCAUGAACCAGACACGAACAAGAACACUUCAAUUGAUGACAUGGUGACUUCUUUAAAUCCUUGGGAUGCAGAUCCUGACUUGUAUUCUUUUGAUGGAGGAAAUUCAGACAGUGGUAUUUUCUCUGUGACGGGCACUGACCAUUUAUUAGAUGCUGUUGUAAAUAAGGCCCGCAUUGCUCUGAACCAGAGCUCAGAUGAAAGUGCAUCAUGCAAGACAACCUUGACUAAGAUUAAUGGCUCUUCUGUUCCUAUUGCUUCUCCCUCCUAUGGCCAGGUUAGUAUUUCUGAUCAGAAGCAAGGAGAGUUCUGUGGACUUCCCAAGCCUCUAGCAAAAUUAGCACCAGUAGGAUCGUGUUCCUUCAAAUCUGAGUGCAACAAAGAUACAAAGAGCUACUCCCAAGCCAAUUCUGUUUAUGGAUCACAGAUCAAUUCAUGGGUUGAACAGGGAGAUAGCACGAAGCAUAACAAUAGUGCUUCGACUGCAUACUCAAAGAGGCCUGAUGAAGUCAGCAAAUUGAAUCGCAAAAGGCUUAAGCCUGGAGAGAACCCUAGACCCAGGCCAAAAGAUCGCCAGAUGAUCCAAGAUCGUCUCAAAGAGUUGAGAGAAAUUGUUCCUAACGGGGCAAAGUGUAGCAUUGAUGGGCUGCUGGAACGUACCAUCAAGCAUAUGCUUUUCUUGCAAGGUGUCACAAAACACGCUGACAAGUUAAAACAAAUCGGAGAGUCAAAGCUUGAUGUGCAGAUUGCCAGUAAGGACCCCGGGAUGUUAUUGGGUCACAACUUUGAGGGAGGAAGAACGUGGGCAUAUGAGGUUGGCUCGCAGUCUAUGGUCUGUCCUAUCAUAGUUGAGGAUCUGAAUGCCCCUCGUCAAAUGCUUGUGAAGAUGCUUUGUGAAGAACGUGGUUUGUUCUUAGAAAUAGCCGACAUGAUUAAGGGAUUGGGAUUAACUAUACUGAAGGGGGUGAUGGAAACUCUGAAUGACAAGGUCUGGGCUCGAUUUGCUGUAGAGGCCAAUAGAGAUGUCACAAGAGUCGAAGUAUUUCUCUCUCUCGUUCACCUUUUAGAGAAAACUGGCAAGCGCAGCGCGGCAUCAGGCAACGGUGCUCACAACGACAAUAUGAAUAUGACAGUCCAACAGCAUUUCCCCCAAGCAGCCCCAGUAUCUGCUUCCGGUAGGUCUUGUAGUUUGCACUGAUGGAAGCCAACCAGUCAUGUUUGAUGUUCGAGUCUGGACAUGUUGAGAGCGACUGUGUUUUGGGUCGCCAUGACGAACAUGAUCCCAUACCAGUUUACUUCAGGCCGUUCUAACUCUUUAACUGAAAUUCUUCUUCUAAGACCAACUUUAGGACGACCUCUUACUAAGCGGGGAAGACUGUUCUCCGUAAGAACACGCUUGUCAAAGAACUCCGUCCGUUUCUUCGUCUAUCGAAAGAGGGAGUGAAGGGCAUCUGAAUGAACCGAUCAAAUUGCUUCGAGGGGUAUUUCCUGAGAAAUAGUUUUACAGAUUACAGGGUUCGGUGCGCGCCUCUUUCUCUCGUAGAUUUCCAUUUUUCCCCGGUGUUUGUUUGGUGGGUAUAGUUCUGUAUACGGGAGAUGGUAGCAGAUUCCUGUUUCUGUUUGUUGUGGGGUCUUGUUGACAAAAUGUACAGAAAAUAUGGGAGAUGAUUUAGAAUUGGGUGUGGAUUUCAUUUGGCAACCUUUUUUUCCAAUCAAAUGGAUUCCUGGAUGAUGGUGUUCGUGUUU